AUGCCAAUAUCCCGAGAAAUUAUCAAUAUCCAGGUUGGACAAGCUGGCAAUCAGGUUGGCGAAGCCUUCUGGCAAAUGCUCCUCGCUGAGCAUGGGAUGGACAACUCGGGGACGUACACUGGCACGGACCCCCUUCAACUCCAACGGGCUGGGACAUACUUUACGGAGGUGACAGGUACAUCGGGAACUGCCACGCGUUUUGUGCCUCGCAGUGUGCAGGUUGAUCUGGAGGCGGGCGUAUGCAACAAGCUCCGGUCAGGCGUCCUUGGAAGCUUGUUCCGCCCCGAUACGUAUUUAACGUCAGAGUCUGGUGCUGGGAACAAUUGGGCGAAGGGAUAUUACACCGAAGGCGCGGAGCUCGUCGAUUCUAUUCUCGAUAUCGUACGCCGACAAGCGGAAGGAUGUGAUGCCCUCCAAGGAUUCCAGAUCCUCCACUCUCUCGGAGGUGGAACUGGUGCUGGGCUUGGUAGUUUGAUGCUCAGCAAGUUGCGAGAAGAAUUCCCGGACCGCAUGAUGGCGACGUUCUCAAUCUUGCCUUCGCCCAAGGUCUCGGAGACAGUUGUUGAGCCGUAUAAUGCCAUGCUUUCGGUUCAUCAACUCGUAGACAGCAGCGAUCUUACAAUCUGCAUUGACAACGAAGCUCUAUAUGAUAUUUGCACCAGAACGUUGAAAAUACCUGCCCCGAAUUUCGAGAAUCUGAACGAUUUGAUCGCCCGCGUCAUGUGUGGUGUUAGCACCAGUCUGCGGUUCCCUGGCCAGCUCAACGGCGACCUGCGGAAGCUUGGAAUGAACUUGAUUCCAUUCCCCCGCCUGCACUUCCUCAUGCCUAGCUACGCACCUUUUUAUGAUCCCAAAGCAAAGCAUUUCGAGAAGAAUUCUGUUCCUGAGUUGACCAAGGCGCUGUUCGACCGCAAGAAUCUCCUCGUCGCUUGUGAUCCUCGUUUUGGUCGUUACUUGACUGCCGCUACCAUUUUUCGCGGAGACAUUUCUUCCCGAGAAGCUGAAGUCGCCGUGCAUGACCUCCAGCUGAAGAACUCGCAGCAUUUCGUGGAGUGGAUUCCUGACAACGUUUCGGUGUCGCUUGUCAGUGUCCCUCCUGUGGGCCAGACUCAGUCCGCCACUGCCCUCUCCAACUCGACAGCCAUCCAAGAACUUUUUACGAGGACUCUCGAGAGCUUCUCCGCCAUGUUCAAGAGGAAGGCCUUCCUGCACUGGUACACAGGGGAAGGAAUGGAUAUCAUGGAGUUCUCUGAAGCCGAGAACAACACGCGUGACUUAAUCUCAGAGUAUCAACAGUACCAGGAGGCCACGGUUGAAGAGGAAGAAUUCGGAGAGGAAGAGGAGGCCGCCGAAGAGCAAUAA
Molecule: messenger RNA, 1362 nt
Organism: Cyclocybe aegerita
Lineage: Eukaryota; Fungi; Basidiomycota; Agaricomycetes; Agaricales; Hemipholiotaceae
Source: the annotation of a GenBank genome assembly